Mycotypha africana is the source of this 2226-nucleotide messenger RNA. Its product is annotated as mitochondrial inner membrane protein Mitofilin. NCBI's taxonomy places the organism in Eukaryota, Fungi, Mucoromycota, Mucoromycetes, Mucorales, Mycotyphaceae. Bases 238 to 2112 code for a protein of 624 amino acids. Gene Ontology annotation, cellular component: MICOS complex. Gene Ontology annotation, biological process: cristae formation. The transcript is spliced from 3 exons. The record is from RefSeq and is a predicted model, not a curated record.
GGUUCAGAACAAGAAUAGGAUAUUGGAAGUUCAAAACAUAGAUUUCUGCCACUGUGUCUACCUCUUUCUAAUAUCUUUACCUAUUUAAGCUUGUUUGAUUUCCUCUACAUAAUAUAAUCCCUUUCUUUCAGGUAUACGGCCUUUCUGUUCAAAAUAAACGACACAAUUUAUUGGUAAAGUCAUUCAGAAGAUCUCAAGCAAUAGUCAACACUGAACUCAUUUUCAAAACCUAGAACAAUGUUGAGAGCAACAAAAUUAAAUAGCAAUGGAGUUAUUCGUCUAAAUCUAUCUACGGCUAAUCAUUCGCAAUUUGUAAAAACUGCUAUUAUUAAGCGUUGUGAGAGUACAGCUGCUACACACGCCGAACAACAAGUAGAAAAAAGAAAAAUCUCACUUUUCAAACCUAUAAUAACACUGUCACUGGCUGCAGGUACAGUAUAUGGUGCUGCUGCUGUUUGUGCUUUGAAUAUACCUGAUUUCCGCCCCUUUUUCACAACACACGUUCCUGGCGGAGCACAGACAUUAGACUUUAUUGAAGGAAAUAUUCAACAAAAGAAGAAUACAGAUAAGACUUGGACGCAACAUGCUGAGGAUUACGCCGACGCAGCCAAAACGAAGAUUAAGGAUACAACUGAUGAUUGGGUACAGCAUGCUAAGGAUAUGUAUUCAAGUUUGACAAGUCAACAGCAACCAGCAGCAGUAGAUUCCAAUAGAAAGAAAUUAGCUAAUAACAAUAUAGUCGCUGCAAACCAAAUUGUGUUUGACGAAAAAGCACCUUCAUCUUCAUCUUCAACGAAAACUAUUUCUGUCCCGCCGUCACCCUCACCUUCUCCUCUUGGUGACACGACUACCAACGCCAGUAUCACUCCUACCAACACAGUUGCUAUGACAAAAGUUACUAGUGACAAGCCAAACCAACCAGCGCUUGUAAAUGUUUCUCUCGAAAAGCCAGAGCCCAUUAUUGUAAAAACUUUUCAAUCUGAUAGCACCGUUGUUCGUGAGUUGGCACAAAUUGUUACGGAAUUGGCCAAUAUUCUCAAUGAUGCUGGAUUAUCAGGGUUGGGACGAACUGUCAUUGCAGAUGCUGAAUCAAAAAUUGAACAACUUAAUCAACGUAUUGUACAUGCAGAUAAGGAACAACAUAGCAUUCUCCAGUCUUUGCACGACCUUAAUAAGCAAGGCGAUAAGUUACAAGGUAGCUUGGAAAAAGUCUACCAAGAUGCUCAAAAAAUGCUAGAAAAGACACAAAGUGAAGCAGCCGCAACAAUCGUCGCUCGUGAAGCUCAGUUGAAAAAUCAGUUUGAACAAACACGUGUGGAAAUGAAAGAAACUUUUGUACAACAAUUGGCCAACGAUCUAGACACUCAAAAGAGGAAAUUAGAGAAAGCGCGUGAAGAAGCACUUAAAGCCCAAGCUCAAGAAUUACAACGUCGGUUUGUUAGCCAAGUCAAAUUAUUGGUAGAACAAGAAAGAGCUGGUCGCUUAGCCCAACUGGAUUCUGUCAAUCAACGAUUCAAAGCGUUGGAAGCGUAUGCUGUUCAAAAUGCUCAACAUUUGGAUUUGUCGCGUCAAUAUCAUGUCAUGCACGUUACUUUGGAUACUUUAUCUGAUCUACUCUUUUGCAAUACGCGUUCCACUGGCUCGUUUGUUGAAGAAUUGCAAGCUUUGGCAAAUAAUACAAAAGAUGACACAUUAGUGCAAACAGUAUUAAGCGCUAUUUCCCCUGAAACAGUAAAAGAAGGUAUUUCUUCAUUGAGCGAGUUAUCUACUCGCUUCGAACAGGUGGCCAAUGAGAUUCGUCGAGUCGCUCUUGUGCCUGAAGAAGACGGAGGUUUUGGAUCUCAUAUCAUUAGUAUAGCAAUGUCCUAUUUGAUGUUCAAGAAACAAGGUCUUGUUCAAGGAGACGAUGUAGAAUCCGUACUGUCCCGUACGGAUUACUAUUUAAAGAGAAAUAACCUCGAAUAUGCGACGCGUGAGUUAAAUCAACUAACCGGUUGGCCGAAGAGAUUAGCUGAGGAUUGGAUUCAAUCAGCGCGACGUCAUUUGGAAGUGAAACAGGCAUUAGAGGUUGCUGAAACACAGGCUGUGUUGUUAAGUCUUAUGGAAGCAUAGAGAAUUACCCUUAAAAUAUUGAUAUAUAUUGUCUAAAGCUAUUAUUAUUGUAUCAAGCACAAUAAAAUAUAACCAGGUUGUUACCAAAAACAGAAAGAUAAGAAAAAUGAGAAG